Molecule: messenger RNA, 1911 nt
Organism: Amphimedon queenslandica
Lineage: Eukaryota; Metazoa; Porifera; Demospongiae; Haplosclerida; Niphatidae
Product: WD repeat-containing protein 37-like
Exons: 14
Coding region: 51-1529 (492 amino acids)
Molecular function (GO): protein binding
Source: RefSeq, a predicted model, not a curated record
UUUGCUAUGCUGCUUUUAGCAACUGUAAUACAGUUCUUUUAUUAGUCGUUAUGUCACUGAAAAAGAAGGUCAGCUCUAGCAAGAAGAGCUCUCAGGCUAACGUUGUGGCAUCCACAAGCUCAGCCUCAGAUAAAACCAGCCCCCUGGGUCCCGACGGAUCAAAGUCACGUCUCCUGGAGCUGUUUUCACUCAUUGAGAAAGAGUUUGAAUCACUUCAUUCUGAGAAUGCAGCACUCAGGGAAAAGGUUGAUACUCUCACUGAGCGUUUGGAUACGCUAGUGAUUGAGAGAACAGCUGCAAUGGCUGAAGCCCCCUCCAUGCCCUCGUCAAUUAGUGCUAGUAUAUUACAAGCACCAGAUACACAGCAGCACUCAUCAACGACUCCACUGAGAAAGAUCAAGUCGUCUGGCUCAACUAUCACUAAGAAGAAGCUAAUGCCAGGAUCAAAGAAGACAACCAGUAAUUUGAAGCAGUCACUCGACUGUUCUUACGUUAGUAGCUUCAAUGGCCAUAAAGAUGGAGUCUGGCACGUAUCAUUCACAAGAAAUGGAGGACAGGCAAUACUUGGAUCUGCUUCAGCUGAUACCACUGCUUCUUUGUGGGAUGUCAAUGCUGGGACGAUGCUAUUGAAGUAUACAGGUCACACUGGAUCAGUAAAUUGUAUCACAUUCCACCCUAUGGAUCAAAUUGCUUGUACUGCAUCUGGCGAUGGAACUGCUCACGUAUGGAAGACAACAGUCACUGCUUUAGGAAAACAACACAUGAAGCAUGAUUCAUCAGGUGAGGAUAGAGGAGGUUAUUCCGAUGAUGAGAUGCUAGACAUUGACUCAAACAGUGUGGCCACUCUAAAGACUCCUUUACUAACACUAGCUGGACAUACAGGUCCAGUAAUGGCGUGUGAUUGGAUGUCCGAAGGUGAUCAACUGGUGACAGCUUCAUGGGACCAUUCGGCUUGUCUAUGGGAUACCCACACUGGGACCACUGUCCAUACACUAAGAGGCCAUGAUCAAGAACUCACUCACGUCUGCACUCAUCCAACACAAAACCUUGUCGUCACUUCCUCUAGGGACACGACUUUUCGACUGUGGGAUUUCAGAGCUCCACCCAUUCACUCCGUCAACGUAUUCCAAGGACACUCAAAAGCUGUUACAUCAGCUGCUUUUAGUCUCAGUGAUGAUGUUGUUAGUGCUUCAGAUGAUCACACUGUUAAAAUUUGGGAUCUACACAACAUGCGUUAUCCUGUUGCUUCCAUUCGUCUUGACUGUGGCAUCAACAGGAUCUCAGUCUCUCACGACCACCAGGCACUAGCAGUCCCAAUGGAUAAUAGUCACAUCAGGCUGUAUGACCUGGGGGGGAACAGGAUAGCUACUCUACCUCAUAGAAAUAGAAAGGAGCAUGUGAGGAUGGUUCACUGUGUUUGUUGGUCACGUGACAGUCAAGUGGCUUCAUCUUCUCCCGGCCGUUGCAACCUCUUCUCCAGUGGAUUUGACUCGAGGAUAAUCGGCUGGAAGGUUCACGCACAAUCAUAGCACGAUGAGCAUUAAUUAUUCUUUUUAUAAAAAUAUCAAUUCUUCCUAUCGCACUACUCCAGGAAAUAAAGAAACUGUGUUACAAAUAUUAACUGAUAAUUACGAUUGAUAUCUUUUAGUUUCUUACGAACUGCAGUCUUGCAUAGUACCUGUAUGUGUAUGUAUAUGUAUGUACAUGAUCAUGUAUAUCUGUUGUCAUGUGUAGGAUGGAACUGUGUCUUGUGACAUGAUAGUAAUAAUAAUAAUAAUAAUGAUGAUAAUAAUAAUGUUGUUGUUGUUGUUGUUAAUAAUUAUUAUUGUUUUAUUUUUGUGCAUGCAUGUAUUAUCACAUGCGAAUUGAAUCAGUACAUUUUGAAUCAAUACAACAUACAAUAAAACUGAA